AUGAAUAGUGCCCAAGUCAACUAUACUGUUACGGAGAAUGAGCUCCUUGCUAUUGUGUUUUCAAUUGAGAAGUUUCGCACGUACUUGAUCGGUGCAAUAGUCAUUGUCCACACAGAUCAUGUGGAUCCUCUUUACCUUAUGAGCAAAAAGGACUCCAAAGCUCGGUUGAAGAGAAGACAAUUGGUCGAUCAAAAGGAUGAGGUGACACGUCAAAAAGGAGAGGCGAAUCUUCUCGGGGACGAGGGAAAAGGAAGUCUCAUAGGGCAACUCAACCUCUAUUCAAGAGGAGCAACCGGCCACACAACCAAGGCUGCAGGGGAGAUACCAGCUCGUGGACAAGCCAUCCCUGAGGUAGGGGAUCAUCGGCUACACCAGUCCCUGAGGCACAGGUCACACAUGAUAUCCCUAAUGAUGGCAGAGGGGGUGAUGCCACAACUUCAGGACUUGAAAGAUCAAAGAAGAAAGAGGUUUGGGAGGAUUGCUUUGUCAUCCUGGCCACCUUCACCAGCUUUUGUAUGUGGUGGCCUGUGA
Molecule: messenger RNA, 531 nt
Organism: Nicotiana tabacum (common tobacco)
Lineage: Eukaryota; Viridiplantae; Streptophyta; Magnoliopsida; Solanales; Solanaceae
Source: RefSeq, a predicted model, not a curated record